This is a messenger RNA of Paraphaeosphaeria sporulosa, 552 nucleotides long. RefSeq lists its product as uncharacterized. Bases 1 to 552 code for a protein of 183 amino acids. The transcript has a single exon. The record is from RefSeq and is a predicted model, not a curated record. NCBI's taxonomy places the organism in Eukaryota, Fungi, Ascomycota, Dothideomycetes, Pleosporales, Didymosphaeriaceae.
AUGGCAGCAAACACGCAGCACCCCGUGACCUUCGGCGCUACCGUCGCAGGCCUGGACGCGCCCCAGCAGACGCUCCGCUCUCCGCCCUCCGCCGACUCCACCAUGUCAGCCACGGCCGACGAGAAAGACACGGGCCUCGACUCGUCCAACCCCUUCUCCGCCUUCUACAAGCACCCAGACGCCCGCCGCUCCAUGGACGCCCCUCCCCAGAGCAAGACGCUCCUCGACGUCAACGUCUACGACCGCGACCUGGAGUCCGGCGUCCCUCUUUCCGCCGCCACGACGCAGCAGCCCAAGGUGUCGGUCGACGGACGCGUCAAGGAGUGCACAAUGUGGCCGUCACGCCAGGCCAUCAUGGAGAAGAAGAAGCUCAGCCAGCGCGCAAAAGGCUGCAGCUUCUUCCACAGUCUGAGCAACAAGCAGAGGCUUUGGGCUAAGAUCGUCAUUGCUUUAUUUCUUGUCGCUGCUGCCGCUGGCACUGGUGUGGGCAUCUCCAAGGCCGUGGGCGGUGGUGUCUGGAAAAAGCCUGGCGAGCACGGCCCAAUCCAGUAG